Molecule: messenger RNA, 3806 nt
Organism: Eucalyptus grandis
Lineage: Eukaryota; Viridiplantae; Streptophyta; Magnoliopsida; Myrtales; Myrtaceae
Product: probable LRR receptor-like serine/threonine-protein kinase RFK1
Exons: 24
Coding region: 428-3442 (1004 amino acids)
Biological process (GO): protein phosphorylation
Molecular function (GO): protein binding; ATP binding; protein kinase activity
Source: RefSeq, a predicted model, not a curated record
AUGCUAGGACAAUCCAGUUUUGUUUUGGCUAACGAGAACGACAGCACGGGGAGAAACGUCCACGUCCUUUCCUCCGUCUGCCGAAUGGUUCUUGCCCUCCCCGGAAUGUUCAAUACUUUUCAAACAAGAGAGAAACCAGUAAGAUAUGCAUCGAGUCAGAAAACCAUUCCCUCCCGCCAACUUGUCAAACUGUUUCCGAGUGCCAGCAUUUCCACCUGCUUUCUCUCUUUUUCCCCAUCCGGGAACUGGAACUGGAGGCUUCGCUUGCUUUGUUGACUAGUACGUUAAGUAGGGAGCACAGCAUUUGCUGGUUUUUUUGCCAUUUGCUCGAGCUCCAAGACGUCUCUCUUCCUCCGAGAUCCAGAAUAGGUCCCAGCUCGGAAGUUUUCUUUGCCAUUAGUUCCUCGGGAGGCCGAGGUUCUUGAUCAUGGCGGGCAAGAACUCGUUCGUUUUCUUGAUUUUCAUGGGGUUGAGCUGCUUCGGGUUGGUGUGGCUGGCCGAGUCAAGGCUGCCCCAAGCGGAAGUUGAUGCUCUCCACGAGAUCACGAGCACAAUGGGGUCGACAUACUGGGAUUUUGAUGGUGACAAUUGUGAAAUACGAAUGGUUGGGUUAGCACUGCAGCCGCCAGCAGAAGCUGAGAGUAGCAUUGGUUGUGAAUGCAACAUUGGGAACGAUACCUUCUGUCAUGUCGUAAAGAUAGUGCUGAAGUUUCAUAGUCUACCCGGAAUUCUUCCCCCUGAGCUUGCCAAGCUCCCUUACCUCAGAGUGAUUGAUUUUGCUUACAACUGCCUCAGUGGUGAAAUUCCUGAUGAGUUGGGUUCCAUGCAGUUGACAUCAAUCUCUCUUCUUGUGAACCGCUUAUCAGGAGCAAUACCGACAUCAUUGGCAAACAUUACCUCUCUAACAUAUCUGAAUCUUGAAGCCAAUCAGUUCUCUGGUCCUGUUCCUCAAGAGCUUGGGAGUUUAAUCAACUUACAGAAUUUGAUUUUGUCCUCCAAUCAGCUAACAGGAAACGUGCCAACUACAUUUGCCACCUUAGGAAAUCUGACAGAUUUUCGGAUAAAUGACAACAACUUCAGCGGCAGAAUACCCAUUUUUAUCCAAAACUGGAAGCAGCUGAAUAAACUAGAAAUGCAUGCGAGUGGACUUGAAGGACCCAUUCCAUCACACAUUUCUGCCUUGAAUAAAGUAGAGGACCUGAGGAUUAGUGACAUUGAUGGUCCUCUCCAGCUAUUUCCUGCACUGGACAACAUGACAGGCUUAGUGACAUUGGUACUGAGAAGCUGCAACUUAUCUGGGCAAAUUCCCGCAUACAUGUGGAAAUUGCAGAAUCUAGAAUUUUUGGAUCUCAGUUUUAACAAAUUGACUGGGCAAAUUCCGGCUACAAUCAAUUUAAGGCGCAUAAAAUUCAUAUUUCUUACCAGCAAUUUAUUAACGGGAAGUGUUCCGGACUCAAUCCUGAAGGAAGGAACCAGCAUUGAUCUUUCAUACAAUGGCUUCGCAUGGCAAGGUCCUCACCAACCUGCUUGUCGAGAAAACAUGAACCUGAACUUGAAUUUGUUUAGAAACUCCGCAGCAGAAAAUAACUCAGGCAGAGGUGUUCCUUGCUUGGAGAACUUCCAAUGUCCACGUUACUCAAGUUGUUUACAUGUUAAUUGUGGUGGAAAAGAUGCAACCAUCAAGGAAUCUAAGCAGAAGAUCAUCUAUCAAGGAGAUCAAGAUGAAGAAGGUGGUGCUGCAAAAUUCUAUUUAAAUCGUAAUGAGUUCUGGGGAUUCAGUAGCACAGGGGACUUCAUUGAUGAUAACGAUGAACAAAACCUGCGCUAUUCUGUGUAUCUACUUUCCUCAAACCUCACCGUCUUGGAUUCAACGGCACGAACAGCCCCGAUUUCACUGACUUAUUUUCAUUAUUGCUUGGAGAACGGGAUGUACAAUGUGAAACUCAGAUUUGCAGAGAUACAGUUCACUAAUGACAAAACAUAUAACAGCCUCGGGAGGCGGGUGUUUGAUGUUUAUGUUCAGGAAAAGUUGAUUCUGAAGGACUAUGAUAUUGAGAUUGCAGCAGGUGCUGCUCAGAAGCCAAAAGAGGAAGUCUAUAAUGUCAGCGUGACAAAUAAUAUGCUGGAGAUUCGUCUAAUUUUUGCUGGAAAAGGGACAACAAGGAUUCCUAAAAGAGGAUCUUAUGGUCCACUUAUUUCCUCCAUUUCUGUAGUUUCAGAAGUCAAAGGGUGUUCAAGAGGUGGAAAACAAAAGACUGCUUAUGUCACAGUUGGAGCUGGAGUUGGAGCUGGAGCAUUUUUCAUUGUUCUCUUAUCACUCUGUAUACUUAAGUGGAAAGGCUAUUUCCAAGGAAGGACCAAGAGAAGACAAGGCAUGGAAGGACUAGAUCUGCAGACUUGGACAUUUUCCUUGAAACAAAUUAAAGCUGCAACAAAUGACUUCGAUCCUGCAAACAAAAUUGGGGAAGGCGGUUUUGGUGCUGUCUACAAGGGUCAAUUAAAUGAUGGCACUGUAAUAGCAGUUAAGCAGCUCUCAUCGAAAUCGCGACAAGGAAAUCGAGAAUUCCUGAAUGAAAUAGGAAUGAUAUCAUGCUUACAACAUCCAAAUCUUGUGAAACUCCGAGGGUGCUGUAUUGAAGGAGAUCAACUAUCACUGGUUUAUGAGUAUAUGGAGAACAAUAGUCUUGCCCGUGCCUUGUUUGGUCCUGAUCGUCAUCAACUUCAGCUAGACUGGCCCACAAGACAUAAGAUCUGCACCGGGAUCGCUAAGGGUCUCGCCUUUCUACAUGAAGAGUCUAGACUCAAGAUUGUCCACAGAGAUAUUAAAGCUACUAAUGUGCUGCUUGAUCGAGAUUUAAACCCGAAGAUAUCAGACUUUGGACUGGCCAGGCUUCAUGAUGAAGAGAAGACUCACAUUAGCACCAAAAUUGCCGGAACCAUAGGAUAUAUGGCUCCAGAAUAUGCAUUGUGGGGUAAACUCACGUACAAAGCCGAUGUGUACAGCUUUGGAGUUGUGGCCUUGGAGAUAGUUAGCGGGAAAAGCAAUAACAGUAGCCUGCCGAGUGAUGACUGUUUCUGUCUAUUGGAUUGGGCGUGUCGCUUGCAACAGACUGGAAACUUGAUGCGACUUGUCGACCAGAAGUUAGAGACCGAAGUCAACGAAGAAGAAGCGAAAAUCAUGGUCAAAGUUGCUCUUUUGUGCACAAAUGCAUCUCCAUCUCUAAGGCCCACGAUGUCUGAGGUGGUGAACAUGCUCGAGGGAAAAAUGGCCAUACCGGACGUGAUCCCGGAACCGAGCACCUACUAUGAAGAUCUGAGGUUCAAAGCCAUGAGGGACCUCCGCGAGCACAGCCAACAGCAACGUUAUACCGAACGCCAUACCCAGAAUUCCAUGACCAUCAACACGUUGCGGUCUUCAUCAAGCACCUCAAGAGUUGUUUGAUGUAAAUCAAGAUUCUCCCGUAAAAUGCAUGAACAUUAGUUGCCGUGGCAUACCAAUCUUAUGCUUGUCUCAAACAAGCGAAUCGGAAUCCCAUUGCCAUUUCCGAAGAGAAGGUUCCUCGACUACGAUGACUUUGAUUGGUGGAAGCAGAAACACUUGCCGAGGCCUAGUGGCUAGGAAGUCUGGGAUGUGCAAAAGCUGUACAAAUUAGGAAGCAUUGGUGCUUGAAUGGGUGACCCACUUCUUAGUUCGUCACUUCUGUUACCAAUUCAGAUGUGCCCAAAUUAAUGUACAGUGUACUGAAUUACCUGUUUUUUUCAACUUGAUGGGAUGAAAUGAAGAGAUUUGCUAUCAGGUUCAUCAU